Messenger RNA from Candidozyma haemuli, 1710 nucleotides. RefSeq lists its product as uncharacterized. The coding region runs from base 1 to 1710 and encodes 569 amino acids. Gene Ontology annotation, molecular function: transmembrane transporter activity. Lineage: Eukaryota; Fungi; Ascomycota; Pichiomycetes; Serinales; Metschnikowiaceae. Gene Ontology annotation, biological process: transmembrane transport. Gene Ontology annotation, cellular component: membrane. The transcript has a single exon. The record is from RefSeq and is a predicted model, not a curated record.
AUGGGUCUUUUUAAAUUUAAAAGAAACCUGAAUACCAAGGACAUCAUCGAAACCAAUGAUGUCCAAUCAAAAAGAGCAUCAAAGGAGAGUUCCAGAGACAGUUUGGAGAAAUUAAAGGAAUCAAAAAGUGAAGAGGUUGCUGAUUCCGACUUGGAAUCACAAGAGGACCCAACAGGACCAAACCCAUUUAAAGAUCCUUUUCUAGCUGAACAUUAUGCUCGGAUGUACGAGGAAAGUAAGUAUGAAUGCCGUGCAGCUUUCGAUCCCCAUUUCGAGUGGACUCCCGAGGAAGACAAGAAGUUGAUGAGAAAAGUAGACUACAGGGUGAUUUUCAGUGCAUGUAUCAUGUUUGUAUCCUUACAAAUCAACAGAGGUAACUUACAGGAAGCGGUGGCAGACAAUCUUUUGGACGAUAUGAAUUUAGAUACUAAUGAUUAUAACGUCGGAAACACAGUGUUUUUGGUAUCGUUCCUAUUAGCAGAAGUUCCUUCCCAAAUUAUUUCAAAAAGACUUGGACCUGAUAUUUUUAUACCAAUUCAAAUCUGUGUUUGGUCGAUUGUUUCAAUGUGCCAGGGAGCCAUGAACGAUAUGACUGGUUUCUUGAUCUGCAGAGCUUUGAUUGGAGCCUUCCAAGGAGGUUUCAUUGCAGAUAUGGUCUUAUGGCUCACUUACUUUUACAAAUCUGGCGAGUUGCCUCUUCGUUUGUCAUACUUUUGGGCUGCCACAGCAAUCACAAAAAUUGCAACAUCGUUGUUGGCUUUUGUUAUUUUGAGAAUGAGAGACAUUGGGGGAUUGACGGGAUGGCAAUGGCUCUUCAUUAUUGAAGGCGGUAUUAGUUUACUUAUUGGAAUCUGGUCCUUUUAUCUCAUGGUUCCUUCUGCUGUACAGACAAGAAAUAAGUUGCAUCCAAAAGGAUGGUUCACAGAGAGGGAGGAAAAGAUUGUGGUCAACAGAAUCCUCAGAGACGAUCCAUCAAAAGGUGGAAUGCACAACAGACAAGCACUUAGUUUCAAAAUGAUCAUGGACGCCUUUUGGGAUUAUAACUUAUGGCCUAUUUAUGCGAUCGGAAUGCUUGCCUUCAUUCCUAUAAACACGGUCCUGCCUUACAUGGUAUUGGCUAUGAGAAAUCUCGGCUUUAGCACCUUCGACGUCAACUUAUUGACGAUUCCACUGCAUAUCCUUCAGAUUGUUGGCCUAUUCUUUGUCACUUGGUUUUCUGAACGAGUGAACGAAAGAGCUCUUGUCUGCCUUUCACUACCUAUAUUCAGCAUCCCAUUCUUGGCUGCGAUGAGAUGGUGGAGUGGUACCAUGGUUGAUGCUUGGGUGACAUGGUUUUUAGUGACCAUGGUUCUAUCAGCUCCAUACGUACACGCCAUAUGCGUCUCAUGGGUUUCCAGGAACUCUAAUUCGAUCAAAUCCAGGUCUGUUUGUUCAGCUCUUUACAAUAUGUUGGUUCAGGCCGGAAGAAUUGCAGCAUUUAACAUUUACAGAGAAGAUGAUUUGCCGCUUUAUAAGAGAGGUAACAUGCAGCUUACCUUCAUUAUGGUUGGUUUGAUACCAAUAAUCUUGCUAACUAAGGUUUACUACGUUUGGAAGAAUAAACAGAGGGAUACCGUUUGGAAUGUCAUGUCGACUGAAGAGCAGCAGAAGUACAUAACAGAAACUAAGGAUAGUGGAAAUAAGCGGUUAGAUUUCAGAUUUGACCACUAA